AUGCCGUCCCGCCACGGAAACGGAAACUUGGCCAAUAUGGUCACCGCCCCACGCCCAGCGCCAAGCCGCAAGCCACCCGUCGCCAUGCGCGCGGCCUCCGAAGCUUCGGAGGCGGCAGCGGAGGAGCCUACGGAGACCAAGGAGGAGAAGAGCUUCAUGGACAAGUUCGGUGUGGUGAUUUACAUCGGCUUGUGGUAUGUCUUCAACAUCGGCUACAACAUCUACAACAAGAAGGCUUUGAUCUCAUACCCCUACCCCUGGGCCUGUGCCCUCUGGCAGAUGUCCUUCGGAUGGCUAAUCUUUGUGCCUCUUUGGAUCCUACGCAUCCGCAAGACUCCGAAGCUCACCGUCUCGCAAGCGGUGACGUUGGCACCUUCUGCGUUGGGCCAUUUAGCGACGCACGUGGGGGCCGUGAUCGCCUUCUUCGCCGGAGCUGUCUCUUUCGGCCACAUCGUGAAGGCCUCUGAGCCGGUGGUCUCCUCCUUCUUGAACUUUGCCUUCCUGGGCGAGGUGAUGCCCUGGCAAGUGUACGCCUCUCUGCUUCCGAUCAUCGGCGGCGUCGGCCUGGCGAGUGCUUCCGAGCUCUCCUUCAACUGGCUGUGCUUCGGGGCGGCCAUGGGGUCGAACUUGGGAUCCGCAUCCCGCGCCGUCUACAGCAAGAAGGUCAUGAGCGGGGGUGACAUCGGUAAGAACAUGGAUUCGGCUAACGUCUAUGCAGUGCUUACCAUCAUGGCAACCUUCAUGCUGAUCCCCAUCUCCCUUGCCAUUGAGGGGCCAAGCGCAAUGCUGAAGGGCUUCAAGCUUGCGUACCAUUCGGGAGGCAUGUCCUUCAUGUGGCAGAUGAUUCUGAGUGGCUUCUACUACUACAUGUACAACGAGGUAGCGUUCCUCGCGUUGGGCAAGCUGGACCCUGUGUCUCAUGCCGUGUGCAACACCAUGAAGCGUGUGGUCAUCAUCAUCACCGCCAUCUUCGUGUUCCGAAACCCGGUGACCGGCCUGGGCGUGCUGGGCAGCAGCAUUGCCAUCCUAGGCACUCUCAUCUACUCCCUGGCCAAGAACAAGUAUGCGAAGUGA
Messenger RNA from Symbiodinium natans, 1074 nucleotides. Lineage: Eukaryota; Dinophyceae; Suessiales; Symbiodiniaceae. The record is from the annotation of a GenBank genome assembly.